AUGACUUUCACUACGAGCAACGGCCCGAGCAGAAGCACUCGGCGCAUUUCCCAGUUCCUUUCUCGAGCCAUCCUGCCGCUGCCGCCCCCCUUCCGCCUACGAAUACAAUACGGGCGGACCAACACACAGCGACGCAGUGCUGUUCCUGGCGACAAGAGACGAAAAGUGGGGGCCACGAGGGGAACCCUGCCUGUUCUGCUUCCAGAUUCGCCAGCGCCAAACGGCUCUAACGCCCAGGGCGGCCCAGGCCCCUAA
Molecule: messenger RNA, 255 nt
Organism: Sporothrix schenckii 1099-18
Lineage: Eukaryota; Fungi; Ascomycota; Sordariomycetes; Ophiostomatales; Ophiostomataceae
Exons: 1
Coding region: 1-255 (84 amino acids)
Source: RefSeq, a predicted model, not a curated record